AUGGUGUGGAUAAAUAUCGUCCAAAGCUUUUAUCUACAUCAAGCUAACGCACUGAGUUCUGCAAUGGAUGAAAGAAAGAAAAGUUUACAAGAAUCACAAAAGCCACGUUUAAAAUCACAGCGGAAAAGUACGCACUCUCGACGCAUGAGCGCUAAUCAAAAAGAGCGACGUAGGACACAGAAUAUUAACAUUGCAUUUGCAGAGCUGCGCAGGUGCAUUCCAAAUGUUCCUCAAGAUACAAAGCUGUCCAAAAUACGUACAUUGCGUUUGGCCACUAGCUACAUUGGCUAUCUACAAGAAGUACUACAGGCUGAAACACACAGAGACGCCCCUUCACCUAUUUCAAAGAAUACAAGGACUGUCAACCUACAUUCAAGUGGGAAUUAUAAAGCAACCAUAUUUGCUGUUAAG
Molecule: messenger RNA, 411 nt
Organism: Paramuricea clavata
Lineage: Eukaryota; Metazoa; Cnidaria; Anthozoa; Malacalcyonacea; Plexauridae
Source: the annotation of a GenBank genome assembly